UCCUGGGUCCUUCCUGGUCCACGUAAGAAGCUCAGAAACUCAACAGAAGAUGAAAUCUGCCUUUAUUCCUCCAAAAGGGGCUUCUCCUUCGUUUUUCCACCGUUAAUCCGUGUCAGUAGCUCGGUGACCGCAGAAAAUCUGGGUCUUACGUCUCGUCUCAGACGGAUGCAAAAUGUCCUGGUUUACUGAGUUGGCAGGAAAAGCUGAGGACUUCCUGAACAAAGUGGACCAAGGCGCCGCCACGGCCCUGACCCACAACCAGGGCAGAACCUCCUCCUUCUCCUCGCCCUACGAUGGAGACGAUGCCGUGUACGACGCUGCGGCCUACAAGGCCGAGCCGGCGGCGGGGCGUGACCCCUACUUAUCCUCCCACGAUGCACCGAGCUUCAUCACCGCCGCGGCUGGAAACAUCAAGAGGUCCAACGCCACCCUGCUGGCCGGCACCGCCAACGUGCACAGCGCCGCCUCCGGCAGCGGCGGCAACGGGGCUUCCAACGCCGCCAAGAGCUCGUCCGGCUUCGUGAGGCCCAGGAAGAGCGAGGAGGAGGAGGUGGACGACGACAUGCUCUUCGACUUCCUGAACAGCUCGGACCCGCCGCUCAGCAGCGGCCGGGACUCCCGGAGGGAAGUGAAGGCGGCAGCAGCUCCGACCCCGGAGCUGCAGAGCCCGACGCCGCCCCCCUCCACCACGCCCCACGCCGUCCCCUCGGCCCCGUCCACGCCGCCCUCCACCCGCGGCGUGUCCAGGGCCUCCAGCAUGAGCUCGCUGUCGGCUCACAGCAUGAAGACGUCGGAGGAGAGCUCGGCCAAGGAACAGACUCCAGACACCCCGGAGAGCUCAGACUCGGGGCUGGCGCCCCCCCAGGACUCCAGCAGGACGGAGCCCAGCCGGACGGAGCCCCCCCCACCCGCGGGCGAGCCGCAGGGCCACGUCCUGUCCAGCCUGCGCCUGGAGAACCAGCUGCUGCGCAGCGAGGUGGCGUCUCUCAACCAGGAGAUGGCGGCCGUCAUCCAGAGGGCCAAAGACCUGCAGCACGAACUGAACCAGGCCCGGCUGCGGGCAGACCGGUGGAACUCGGAGCAGUCUCAGAGCGACCGCAGCCUGCGGGAGCUGCGCUCGCAGGUGGACGACCUCACGGAGGCGCUCUCCGCCAAGGACGGCCAGCUGGCGGUCCUGAAGAUCCGACUGGACGAGGCCGACCAGUUGCUGAGGAGCCGCAGCACGGCGCUGGAGGAGGCGCAGAAGGAGAAGUCCAGAAUCAUGCAGGACCAGACGGAAGGCAGCACCAUGCACAGUCAGGCCCUGGAGACGAUCCAGGAGCGGCUCCGGGAGGCCGAGCUGUCGCUGCGCCGGGAGCAGGACAGCUACCGGCAGAUGCAGAACGAGUACUCCAGCCGCCUGGGGAAGGUGGAGGGGGAGAGACAGACCCUGGCGGAGACGGUCACGGCAGCAGAGCGGCGGGCCACCGAGGAGAAGCUCAAGCUGGACGACUUCCAGCAGCAGCUGAAGAGCGCCAGAGCUGCAGCCGAGGGGGCCAAGCAGGAGCUGGCCGAGUACAAGCACAAGGCAUCCCGGAUCCUGCAGUCCAAGGAGAAGCUGAUCAGCAGCCUGAAGGAGGGAUCGGGUCUGGAUCCGAUGGACAGCAGCAGCGCCGCGGCGCUGGAGCUGGAGGAGCUGCGGCACGAGAAGGAGCUGCAGCGGGAGGAGAUUCAGAAGCUGCAGGGGCAAGUGGGCUCCCUCCGGUCGGAGGUGCAGGACCUGGAGACUCAGGCGCUGACGGAGGCGGAGACGUGGCGGGAGCAGCAGACGCAGCUGCAGGAACAGCAGGCGGCGCAGAACCGGGCCAGGCAGGAGCUGGAGGCCGAGGUGGAGCGCUACAAGCAGGAGCUGCAGUACCUGGAGGACGAGCAGCACCGAGCCCAGACCAGCCUGCAGAGCCGCAUCAGGGACAGAGAGGAUGACAUCCAGAAGCUCAGGAACCAGCUGACCAACAAGACGCUGAGCAGCAGCAGCCAGGUGGAGCUGGAGAACCGGCUGCACCAGCUGACGGAGACGCUGAUCCAGAAGCAGACCAUGCUGGAGGCUCUGGGAACGGAGAAGAGCGCGCUGGCGUUCCAGCUGGAGCGGCUGGAGCAGCAGCUGAAAAGCUCCCAGGGGCCGAGCGGGGGCCCCGCCAUCAACAUGAGCGGCCUGGAGAACGCAGGAGCUCGGCAGAGGAACGCCCCGGUGCUCUUCAGCGACCAGGACAGUCGGGGCGUCUACGGGAAAGUUCGCAAAGCCGCCAGCACCAUCGACCGCUUCAGCAUCCGGCUGGGCAUCUUCCUGCGGCGCUACCCGAUGGCCCGGCUCUUCGUCAUCGUCUACAUGGCCAUCCUUCACCUCUGGGUCAUGAUCGUCCUGCUCACCUACUCGCCUGAAAUGCACGGCCAUCCCGACGGGAGAUAGAGCGCCUUCGCCUCAGUAAGACUGGUUUUUUAUCGCUGAAGGAAGAGGCUGCUGGAGACCUGGAGACCUGCACCUCCCUGUUUUGCACAAAGAAACGCUACGAACUGAAGACUUUCUCCUGAUUAAGAGCUGAGGAGCGACGGCUCGGUGCCGCCGUCGGCAUCCACUUUUAAAUUAAUUACAGAAGGGAUAUUAUAUGUUGGGGGGGGAGGGCGUCUGAAACGAUUUAAAAUAAUACUGUAGGUUGUUCAACUAAUCAUCUGCUUGAAGUCCUCUGUUCUCUUGAGAGACUGUAUUUAACACGAUGUACAAAAAAGUCUUUUAAUAAACUAUGUAGAUGGGAUAAAACAGGCUGGAGUUGUUCAUGGACGUGUGUUGAGACUGGUGAGUGAUUUUUAG
This is a messenger RNA of Cololabis saira (Pacific saury), 2845 nucleotides long. RefSeq names its product golgin A5 (gene golga5). The record is from RefSeq and is a predicted model, not a curated record. The coding region runs from base 173 to 2446 and encodes 757 amino acids. Gene Ontology annotation, biological process: Golgi organization; retrograde transport, vesicle recycling within Golgi. Gene Ontology annotation, cellular component: Golgi membrane; Golgi cisterna. The transcript has 13 exons. Lineage: Eukaryota; Metazoa; Chordata; Actinopteri; Beloniformes; Belonidae.